AUGAGUGCUGCUACAGCUAAUAUCGACAACGAACAAAACGAUGAAGAAAAGAAGGAACCAAAAGAACCAAAAAUCAACACAGAACAAAACCAAAAGCCUUAUGAGGACAAAUUAAUUAUUCAUUACACACAUGAAAAAAGACUUCAUGAUGUUAAACGAGAUAUGCAUCAAGUUUAUGAAAAUGUGUUUCAAAUCACUCCAGUAUCCGAUGUUAAGCUAAUUGUUGGCAAUCGAAACCGUCGUGAUGCAUGCAAGGAACUGAUAAGUAAACGACCUAAAUUAUCAAUAUUAACAAAUAAAUCGACAACGAAAAGACCAAAACCACAAAGCACAGCAUCCAAGAACAAUGUUUCAACCAAUUAUGCCAAUCCAAUUCAAUCAUCUCUAUACGAAUUAUAA
Molecule: messenger RNA, 399 nt
Organism: Rotaria sp. Silwood2
Lineage: Eukaryota; Metazoa; Rotifera; Eurotatoria; Philodinida; Philodinidae
Source: the annotation of a GenBank genome assembly